Messenger RNA from Cryptomeria japonica (Japanese cedar), 651 nucleotides. RefSeq names its product secreted RxLR effector protein 161-like. Lineage: Eukaryota; Viridiplantae; Streptophyta; Pinopsida; Cupressales; Cupressaceae. The transcript has a single exon. The record is from RefSeq and is a predicted model, not a curated record. Bases 1 to 651 code for a protein of 216 amino acids.
AUGACAAAUGUGAAUCCAGCUCCUACACCAAUUGCAUUGGGUUUGAAACUUAGUAAUGAUGAUCAAAUUUCUAGGGUUGAUGCAACUUUAUUCAAAAGAUUAGUGGGCAACCUCAUGUAUCUAACUGUCACAAGACCGGAUAUCAUGUAUGGGGUUAGUCUUAUUUCUAGAUUCAUGGAUAAACCAAAGGAAUCACAUUGGAAAGAUGGAAAAAGAAUUUUAAGGUAUAUAGCUGGAACAAAGAGUUUUGAGAUUCUAUAUACAUCUUCAGAUGACUACAAACUGAUUGGAUAUACAGAUAGUGAUUGGGGAGGUAGAAUAGAUGAUAGAAAAAGCACUUCCGGGUAUAUCUUUCAUCUUGGUUUCGGUGCUAUCUCUUGGGCAUCAAAGAAACAACCAAUUGUCACCCUCUCAUCAGCUGAAGCAGAAUAUGUUGCAGCCACAUUAGCAGCUUGCCAAGCAGUAUGGAUGAGGAUAGUACUUUCAGAUUUGGGGCAUCAACAAGAAGAACCUAUGAAAAUCUAUUGUGAUAAUUCAGCAAUUGCUUUAUCUAAAAAUCAUGUCUUUCAUAAUCGGAGCAAGAAUAUAGAUAUACAAUAUUAUUUUAUACGAGAAUUGGUGAACAAUGUUGAUAUAUGUCUCGAGUUUUGA